Molecule: messenger RNA, 3058 nt
Organism: Toxotes jaculatrix (banded archerfish)
Lineage: Eukaryota; Metazoa; Chordata; Actinopteri; Toxotidae
Gene: crispld2
Product: cysteine-rich secretory protein LCCL domain containing 2
Exons: 15
Coding region: 239-1813 (524 amino acids)
Cellular component (GO): extracellular region
Source: RefSeq, a predicted model, not a curated record
CGGGAGUCACACAGUUCCUAUGUGUGCUGCAGGAACACCGCCAACAAGCAAGAGCCUGGUCCUCUCACAAGGGAAAUAAUCCUAUCCAUUCUCCUGCGCGCAGAGGAAACUGAAAUAUUCGAGCAACUGGAUACUAAGAUAGAGUUUGUGACUGGGACUCUGAGGAACUGCACUCACACAAAAUCCACUGUCUACUGCAGUCUUACCAGUCCAACCAACCAACCAACCAACCGUCAGGAUGACCUUCACUGCCAUGACCUGGAUCCCCGUCCUCUUCCUCGCACUCCUGCUGCUGUGCGUCAGGGACUCAGCUUCCCUCUUCCUGCCAGACUCCAAGGAGCUCAGGCAGCUGCUGAGCCGCUAUGAGGAGGAAGCGGACUGGGAUGGUACCAGCAACACAGCUGGCAAUAGGACCCGACGAGCCAUCCUCUGGUCGGACCGUGAGGAGAUCCUCCAGCUGCACAACAAACUGAGGGGUGGCGUCUACCCCACUGCCUCGAACAUGGAGUACAUGGUUUGGGAUGAUGAGUUGGAGCGGUCUGCCACUCAGUGGGCAGAGGAGUGUCAGUGGGACCAUGGACCUCAAGACCUGCUAAUGUCUAUCGGACAAAACCUGGGUGUUCACUGGGGCAGAUACCGCUCUCCUGCCUUCCACGUCCAGAACUGGUACGAUGAGGUGAAAGACUACACAUAUCCCUACCCCCACGAGUGCAACCCCUGGUGUCCAGAACGCUGCUCCGGGCCCAUGUGCACCCAUUACACCCAGCUGGUCUGGGCAACAACUAGCCGAGUGGGCUGUGCUGUGCACGUGUGUCCAAGGAUGAACGUGUGGGGAGAAAUAUGGGAGAAUGCCGUUUACCUUGUGUGCAACUAUUCCCCAAAGGGCAACUGGAUUGGAGAGGCCCCAUACCAGCAUGGCCGCCCUUGUUCCCAGUGCCCUCCCAGCUAUGGAGGAGGAUGUAGAAACAACCUGUGCUACAAAGACUCUCAGCGCUCAGAGACAGAGGACAUGAACGAGGUGGAGAAGCCUCAGGUUCCACUUCCGCCUCGUACCACCGCAAAACCUGCCCCCAAGCCUAAACCAUCUGCUCCGAAGAAACCAGUUUCCAAGCCCUCCACUCCUAAGCCCACCACAACGAGGGCACCAUCUUCAAAGACUGCCGGCAACACCUACUUAGCUCAAAACAUCAAGUGUGAGACUAGACUGCGAGAUAAGUGCAAAGGAGCAACCUGCAACAGAUAUAACUGUCCAGCUAACUGCAUGAAUAAGAAAGGGAAAGUCUGGGGAACUCUCUUCUACGAUGUGCAAUCAAGUAUCUGUCGAGCUGCUAUUCAUUUUGGCGUGAUUGACAACAACGGAGGACUGGUCGAAAUCACAAGAAUAAACAAGUCUCCAUUCUUUGUCAGAUCCCAAAAGAAUGGCAUCGAGUCUCUCAGUAAAUAUAAACCUGGCAAUGCCUUUGUGGUGGCCAAAGUGGAAGAAAUGACUGCUGACUGCUACACCACAGUGGCUGAAAUCUGCCCUUUCAAAAAGCCCAACUCACACUGCCCAAGAAUCUUCUGUCCAGACAGCUGCAAGACUCAGCCUUCUUACUGGUCACCUGUUAUUGGAAACAACAUCUACUCAGAUAGCUCCAGCAUUUGUAAAGCAGCCAUCCAUGCAGGGGUGAUCAAAGCAGACGGUGGCUUUGUGGAUGUUCUGCCUCUGGACAAGAGAAAGAGCUACGCUGGAGUCCUGAAAAAUGGCGUCCAGUCUGAAAGCAAGAGCAACACAGAGGGAGGCUCCUUCCGAGUCUUUGCUGUGAGGCAGUGAGACUUCAGUUCAGAAGUCCAAAGACCAACAGAGUCACCUCAGCUGCUCUUGAAGAGCAGGAAGUGCCCACAGAUUGGAUACCAAGGCUGUUCAUCUAUCUCUGUACCUUCAGUGGAAACAGAAUGUCCCAGCAGGUGGAUACACACCUUUCCCUUUUCUUAGUUAUCAAACAGUAGUCACCCACUAAAAGUAAUUGUCCAAUAUUUUAAUAGAUUGUUUAUUUGUUCUCAUCUUUUAACUCCAGAUAUGGAUAUUUCUUAGACAUACGUAAUCUGUGAAUACAGAAUGUUUUUAUAUUUUACGAUGCAUUGAACAGCUGGUGCUGGAAGUUUUGAGUUAGACAUGUUUUACAGAAAGUACUAUGUUUACAUUCGUGUUCUUAUUACAAGUAUAAGUUGGUUUUCAUACACAGGAAUGUAUACUGAUCACACUGUAUUUAAUCAUUGUGUACAGAAUAUAUGAUAUUUUGUUUGUUUUAAAAAUGGAGUACCAUAUAUUAACAUUUAUAUUUUCUAUUCAGAUUUUUUUCAUUUAAUUAUAUUGCCUUCUUCUUCUUCUUCUUCACCUGGAUAAUAUUUGCUUUUCUGCUCCUAAAAAUUUAGACUGUGAAACCAAAUCUAAGUCUAAAUUGUAUUUAUAAGUGAAGAAGUGUGCUAACUGUGAGUAAGGAUGUGUCGUUGGCUGAGUGGACCAGAACUCAUCAGGCAGACAUAAAAGUAGAGGAAACAGUAAGGUAAAUGAAAGUGCAUCCAGGCAGCAGGCACUGCAAUAGGGAAUUAAUGUUUCCGCUAAGAAGGCUGGUGUUGCUGCAGUGCCAGACAUGUGGAGGGGAUUAAGUGAAGAGUUACACUGCUGAGUUCACUGUGUAGUAGAUGAUAGUUGGAGGAGAUUGGCCUUUAGAAUGGUGGCAGUAUUGUGGACAAUCACAGACAGCAGAUAUGUUUCUAAUAAUUAGCAGUAAAAUGCGAUUUUAUAUUUAUUGUUGCUCAGUGCUUUCUUUGUUUCUUUAUUUCUUUGGCUUCUCUAAGAUAAUGUUAAAAUGUUAAUUUUGCCCCCUCCCCCACCAGACAGAUGAAUGUGUGACAUGUUUCAGGUACAGAGUGCAAUUUUUUUUUUUUGUGUGUGUGUAUGUGUGAAGACCAGGCCAUAAUUUGAGGUGUGUGAAUGUUAAGGAUUCCCAUCACCAAACUGUAGUUUAUGCACUUUGGAACAAACUACACUAUGGUAUGCAGUGCAUGUAGGAGA